UUUCAGUACCAAAAGCGGUAACCCCGAGCUACACUCAGGCUUACCAUGCGGCGUUGCUCAGGAUUCCCUGCAGCACUUACCUUGUCCUUCGCUCCCGCGAUGUGUCCCCUGCAGCGUCCCCGGCCAUCUCCUCCGGCCGAUGCCGGCAUCCGGGCUUCUGUUGUUCUGGUCCCUGUGACGUCGGGAUGUACGGCGCCUGGAACCGGCGGCAAAUUUGAAAUUUUUUUAAAAAUGUCAUUAUUUUUUAAAUGAUUAUUACAUAGUAUGCUUUGUCUGGCGCCCUGCCUGCAUUUUGACGUUCUUUCUG
Molecule: messenger RNA, 307 nt
Organism: Staurois parvus
Lineage: Eukaryota; Metazoa; Chordata; Amphibia; Anura; Ranidae
Source: the annotation of a GenBank genome assembly